Dichotomopilus funicola is the source of this 1233-nucleotide messenger RNA. RefSeq lists its product as uncharacterized. The record is from RefSeq and is a predicted model, not a curated record. Lineage: Eukaryota; Fungi; Ascomycota; Sordariomycetes; Sordariales; Chaetomiaceae. The transcript has 3 exons. Bases 1 to 1233 code for a protein of 410 amino acids.
AUGGCAGGCCGGCGGCCACUCGACCGGCCGAUUGACAAACUGCCAAACGUGGUCAAUGAGGUGGUUAUCACCACAGCCAAAGCCUUCCGGGCGGCGAGUCGAGAUGGUCGGGGGAAUCCUGCUGCUGCGGCAGCGACCAUUGAGACGCGAAUCCCCGAGUCUUUCGAGAAGUUCAACGCCCUGCUCGACGACCUUGAGUGUGAUCUUCUCCUGUCCAAAGCGGUGCUUGAGCGAGACCUCAAGGUCAUCAAGGCCAAACGUCAACCACCGCCACCGCCACCACAGCAGAAGCCGGUCGCUCCACCGGCCCCCAUGGUCGUCGAUCUGGAGUCGCCAAAGCUGACGGCCAAAACUGCGCUGGCUAGCCACGGGCCAUCGCCCUCCUUGAAGCAGGCGAACAAGCCGGUAGCUCCGUUUCCGAACAUGGAGUUUGAAGAUACGACGCUCAAGACCGCGGCGACGCCCAGCCCCAAGAUGGCCCACAAGCCCAAGGAGGUCAAGAACCUGGCCCGACCGGCCGCUGCAUCCCGGCCGGCCAGCGCUCCACCAAAGAACGAGCCCAAAGCAGCGCCGCCUCCUCAACCACACCGCCCAGGAGGGGUAGUGACAGCGCCCCAGACACCUCUCAACGCAGCGGCCCAGCUCAAAGCACCAAGUGCAGGCACAGGCGCGGGUGCAGCAAUGAGCAGACAAGCAUCCGCACCAGGCGCAGGCAAUGUUACGGGUGUAGCCCCCGCCAGUGGGAACCUAUUUACCGACAUGACCUUCUCACUAGCGCCUACGGCUGGUGACACGCCGCUGCAGAAGCAGGCGAUGACCCAGGCACAACGACGUGCAUCGCAGCAACAGCAGCAACAGCAGCAACAAACUCAACAGCAGCCGCUACCGGGGCCUAUCACGACGACCGUCAACCCCGGAACUGGGGUAGCCCCAGUGCCUAAGAUGGAGCCCUCCCCGGCCGCCGGGCCGGCGGACGUAGCCAACAUGGGCCUGGAUCUCUCUAGCGUGAAAGUGAACAAAACCCCCAACGACCUUACCGACGACCUCACCAACGUGGACGAGAAGAUUGACGGGCUGUUUGACUUGGGCCAAGGAGACAUGGACAACAUGGACCUCGAGUACGACCUCGGGAACGGGGAUAACAGCAACUUUAACGACCUCUAUUUUGGCUCGGGCGACAACAAUGUCGGGACAGGGGAGUUUGAUGAUGCCUUUUUCAACCUUGAAGGGUGA